GCGUUUAGUCGUAGACUGGUAUAGUGGUUACUGUAGCUCGCUCCGACUGUUCCAGAUCGGGGUUCGAGAGUCGGUAGUCACUAUAAAACCGAUACUUUGACAAAUUUUUAGUGACACGUGGCGAAGAAAGUCUUUUCAUUGUAAAAGACUUUCUGGAUAUUUGGAAUAGGAGGAAAUGGUGUGAGGACACUAAUACACAGCCUGAGGUGACAAGAUUAGCAUAUGUUUAAAAUCCAUAUGUUAACUUCGAAAACAAUGAGAAAACCUUUACAAAGUUUUUCCGGGACUACAUUAACUAUAAACAUGGAAUUAGUUCUUGUUUCUAUUCUGCUAUUUUUUGCAGUGCCAUCGUCAGCUCAAGAGGAUCCAGUUUAUGUAUUGUCUGAUAUUUUGACUUUGGGUGACAAUAUCCGAAAUGUAAGAACUGUUCAAGGCUUUUGUGACAGAAGAGGAACGUACCAAAAUGAAACCGAUACGGCUACAGAAUUUACAAGUUCAACAUCACUUACUGCUAGUGUUGCAGAUAUAUUUCAACAUGGACUUUCUGUGGAUGACUUUUCCAUCAUUCUUAUCUUUAAAAAAAGUCCGGAUGUUGAUACAACACUGUUUUCAAUUUACUCGUCUGAAUUAAGGGAAGUGAUGAGUUUAGCGGUUGGACAAACAACAACAUUUUAUUUCAAUGGAGGCGACUCUGACGAGCGACCACAUUAUUCCUAUGAUUUGGGCAUUGACACAAGUUCAGGCUGGACGAGGUUAGGACUGGGUAUCAAGAAAAACAGAAUGACUGUUAACUACAACUGUGUUCAACAAGAGGAAGUCACACUAAAGAACCGACCUCAAGUAUUUCCACAGAAUGCCGAGAUUUUCUUAGGGUCAAAUUUUAAUGAUGAAACAUUAUUUCAGGGUUUAUUCCAAGAAUUUAUCAUCCUCCCUGAUGCAAGGGUUGCAAAAUCGAUCUGUGAAAGCUUUGCCCCAGAUUGUGGUGUACAAGUGAAUGCUGAAGUCAGCCGUGCCAAGUCCGAUUCCAGUAUCAUGUACCCAGAUGGUAUGGUCAUUGACAAGUCAGGUGCAGCUGUCAAACUUCCAAUGAUUCCAGAGGGAGAAGUCGAAUACAUACCUAUUGACAAAUCUGGAGGGGAUCCCCAGCUUCUCACCGACCAAGACGGACAAGUGCUUCUGGAGUUCGAUAAAUCUACUGGUAUCUCCUAUGCCUACAGAUAUGGACCACCAGGACCUCCAGGCCCCCGGGGACCCACUGGACCGGCAGGACCCCCAGGAGAAAGGGGAUUUUCUGGACGUGAUGGAAUCCCAGGAGCUACUGGAGUCCAGGGAUCACCUGGUCAUGUCUUCAUCCUCCCACUCCCAACUGAGGGUAAAAACUCUAAUCAGGCUGCUGCAUUCAGGACAAUGCUGGAACAGCACAUGAUGGCAAUGUCAGGAGCCCGAGGCCCCCUUGGUAUGACUGGUCUCCCUGGUGCAGUCGGCCCACCGGGAGUUGAUGGUUCUAAGGGAGACUCUGGUAACCCAGGAGAACAGGGACUGACUGGACCAAGAGGUUUGAAUGGCCAAAGGGGAAAGCCAGGAAAGAAGGGACGUGAAGGUGCUGAGGGAGAGCGUGGCAGUAUGGGACCUCCUGGAGAUAAGGGAGACCUUGGAUUUCCAGGAAUGAUUGGUAUGCCCGGAAACAAGGGAGAGAGGGGAUCUGCUGGAGCACCUGGUCAGUCUGGACCUACAGGACCUGAGGGCAAGCAGGGAGACCCAGGUGAGGUUGGACCUAUUGGAGCCCCAGGAGAGAUGGGACCACGUGGAUUCCUUGGACCUAGAGGCAGGCCAGGAAGCAUUGGACCACCCGGAAUUCCAGGAACUGAGGGACCACCAGGACCCAAAGGAAACCAGGGAGGAAAUGGCGCCCCAGGAGCCCCCGGACAAUCUGGUGCACCAGGACCAACUGGACCACCAGGACCCCCUGGUGCUAUUGGCCCCCAGGGAAUUCCAGGUCCACAGGGAAAGGCAGGUCUACCAGGCAUGCCAGGACCCAUUGGAACACCAGGUGUUCCAGGACAUCCAGGAGAUGUGGGAGGAAAAGGAGACACUGGUCCACAAGGUAUGCAAGGUAUUGUGGGCUACCCAGGAGUCCGAGGACUGAAGGGUGAUAUGGGACCAACAGGAGCUGUAGGAGAGAAAGGAGUGAAGGGAUUCCAUGGACUGCAGGGAAUUAAAGGAAGCGUUGGUAAUAAGGGAGAUCGUGGGUACAAAGGACUGAUGGGACCCAUGGGCAUUGAGGGCAUCCCAGGUCCUAAGGGUAAUUCUGGAGUUAUUGGAAACACUGGCCCACAAGGAACAGCAGGGGAGAAGGGCCAGAUUGGUAUGCCCGGUAUGCCAGGAUUUCCUGGACCACAAGGUCCUAAGGGUGAACCUGGCAGGCCAGGACGCCGUGGACGAAGAGGAGUUAGAGGCAAAGUGGGAUUACAUGGACAAUCUGGUGACCGUGGAGAGAGAGGAAUGAGAGGACCACCUGGUGAGAGAGGAAAGGAGGGAACAAUUGGGCCUAUUGGACCCAAGGGAGAGAGUGGUCCACCAGGGCCACCAGGUUUCCAGGGAGAGCAGGGACUUCAGGGAGCUCCAGGAGGAGUGGGAUUGAUGGGCCCCAUGGGACCUCCAGGUCUACCAGGAAAGGAUGGCCUCUCAGGAUUACCAGGAGAGCGAGGAGAGACUGGACUGCCAGGAAUUCCAGGCCAGCCAGGGCAGAUGGGAGUUAUGGGACCAAUGGGCCACUCUGGAGAGGCAGGUGCACAAGGAGAUACUGGACAACCAGGAAACCCAGGUGUACCAGGAGAUGUUGGUUUGCCUGGACCAGCUGGAGAAAGGGGCAUUCCAGGACUUCCUGGCCCAGCCGGCAAUGAUGGUGUGAUGGGACCACCAGGACCCAUCGGAUUUAAUGGAGAGAGAGGAUUCCCAGGCCCUCAGGGUAAAGAUGGCCUUAGAGGGGAGCCUGGAAUGGACGGACAGCCAGGACCACUGGGUAUGAAGGGAGAUGUUGGCGAGCCUGGUAAUUCUGGAGCACAGGGUGUUUCAGGCCCCCCAGGACCCACUGGUCCAGAAGGCUUUAGAGGACAGAAAGGAGACACAGGUCUGGAGGGACCAAGUGGGCUUCCAGGCAACAUGGGACAACAGGGACCAAGGGGUUAUGAUGGCCCACCAGGACCAGUUGGAGCUCCCGGAGAGGACGGAGAUCAGGGUGAUUCCGGACCACCAGGGCCUAAAGGAUCUAAGGGAGAAUAUGGAGCAAUGGGACCACCUGGACCGUCUGGACUUAUGGGAACCCAGGGACCAACUGGACCACCAGGUCCUCCAGGUGAGCCAGGCAUUCAAGGAAUCCAGGGACCAAGCGGCAAUAAGGGAUCUGAGGGUCCACGUGGCCUGCCAGGAGCCACUGGGCCUAUUGGUUUGCAGGGACUUCCAGGAGUCAUAGGCGUUAAGGGCGAGACAGGAGACCGUGGAGCAUCUGGAGGACCUGGAGCUCCAGGACCCCAGGGACCACCAGGGCCACCAGGCUCAACUGGUUUACCAGGAAACACAGGACCUCCUGGACCAGAGGGCAGACAGGGACUGAAGGGAGAAAUGGGAGCAACUGGUGAACCAGGAAACCCAGGUCAGGACGGCACUGUGGGGCCACCAGGACCCCAAGGACCAAAGGGAUUAGAUGGGCGACCAGGUCUUCAGGGACCACCAGGACCCAGGGGUCCUGCUGGACUCAUUGGCCCCAAAGGACAUAACGGUAUGCCAGGAGAGGAAGGUCUGCCAGGCCCUACAGGAGAGGCUGGACUUAAGGGUGAGCCAGGACAGGACGGUCCAGAGGGCCAGCGAGGACCAACUGGACCAGUGGGUCUCCCAGGAGUACAAGGAGAAGCUGGACUUCCAGGAAGAGGAGGAAAGACGGGAGAGCAAGGAAACCCUGGUCCUCAAGGAGUACAAGGAGAAUUGGGUUCCAAGGGAAAUCGUGGUUUGCCUGGUACAACUGGCCCUCGUGGACCAUCAGGACCAACAGGUUCACCAGGACCAUCUGGUGUACAGGGACCACGAGGAUCUCCUGGACCAGUGGGAGAGGCCGGAGCCAUGGGACCCCCAGGAAUGCCUGGAGAGCUUGGACUUCUGGGACCCCCUGGACCUGCAGGAACUAAAGGGGAACAGGGUGAACGUGGAAUCAAGGGCCACCCAGGCAGAGUAGGACCACCUGGUGUUGUUGGAGACCCCGGACCUAAGGGAGAGCCUGGUCCAGUCGGACCCCCAGGACCCAAAGGAGACAGAGGAGAAAGGGGUUACCAAGGUGAGGCUGGAUACCAGGGACCAGAUGGAGCUCCAGGCCUUCCAGGACAAGUUGGACCUUCAGGACCAAAAGGAGAACCAGGUUUCCCUGGAUCCAAAGGAGAGGCUGGACACAGAGGACCCCCAGGUCCAGCAGGUGCACCAGGAGAGGCACAAGCUUUCCCAUCAGAACUUCUUGGAGCUCCAAUGACGAAAGCUGGUGCUGGUUUCCGAAAGAGGAGGGCAGCAGGAGCCCCAGGUUUCAAUGAUCAAUUCAGUGAAAUGUUGGCAGAUAUGUCCAAGAAUGAGUAUGAAUUAAAGGAAGGAGUGACCAUUGUUGUGGAGCAGAUGUUUACACAUGUUGAUCAGAUCAAGGAAGAGUUGGACCGUUUGGUCUAUCCAACUGGCAAACAAGGAAAUCCAGCCUCGACCUGCAGAGAUAUCCUUCUCGGACAUCCAGACACACAAGAUGGCUGGUAUUACAUUGACCCUAACCAAGGCGCUCCAGAUGAUGCUCUCUCUGUUUUCUGUAAUAUGACCGCUGGUGGAGAAUCUUGCUUCUACCCGACAGAAACUACCAAUACGAGUGAUGUUAAAUUUUGGAAGAAAGCCAAGAAGGGAAAUCAGUUAUUCAGUGAAAUGAAGAAUGGCUAUGAGUUUGAGUACACGAUUGGACAUCAACAGAAGAUGUUAGGUCUGUACAGUUCUACAGCUCAUCAGACCUUUACAUACCUCUGUCAGAACUCUGUGGGCUGGUACAGCGAAGAGAACACUAAUUACAACAAUGCUGUUGUCUUUAUGGGAAGUGACAAUAAACGCAUUAACACUGAGAAUCUUGCUCCAGAGAAUGUCCAAGAUGGCUGCAGGAACAAGCCUGCAAGCGGCAGCACAGUGUUUGUUGUUGACACAAAGGUAGUAGAGGACUUACCAAUAGUAGACUUUACUCCAAAGGACUAUGGGGAUGCAGGGCAAGGCUUCGGUUACAAGAUUGGGCCAGUAUGCUUCCGACAUAUAUAAGGACACAACAUGCUGGGAAAUCAUAACAUUUCCAUUAAAACUAUUUCAAUAGUCUUUCUGAUGAACUUUAACAAUGACAAUUACUUCCUUAGUCUUUCUGAUAAACAAUGACAUUACAGUUAAGAGCUUUUAAAACUUUGGACUUUAUGACAUGAACUUUUUGAGAAAAAAAAAUAUAUAUACUACAGCAGGAAAAAUAAGUGUAUGUCAUAUGACAUCAUUUUAACUAGGCCAUAUCUCAUAAUGACCUUCAUCAAGGUCAAUCGUCCCAUUUUAUACAUAAUACAUGUUCUUUCUUAGAAUUUCACUUUUCAUAUUAUAUAUCUCUUAAUAGUUGAUUUCCAUACAAUGUAUUAGAUUAAUAAAUAAUAUUUAGACUUUUAUACAUUUUUAAUAAAGAGAUUUCAUUUUUGCUCAAAGAUACACUGUAAUCUUUUAUCAAUCAUGACAUAAUCUGUCUGUACAGUCAGCCAUCGUAGGGUCUGACCAAUUCUGCUUCUACACCCAUCAAAACCUUACAUGCUGACAAGUGUUUGACACCUGGAUGCAAAGUCACAAAUAAUGGGGAUCCCCUGUCUUUCAUACCCUUAAAUGUAUCGUCACCUUUUCCGUGUUACAAGCUUUCGGAUACCAACGCAGCAGUAACACUGGUAAGAAAGAGUUGUUCAGAGCUUAUGGCGUAUUGCAUAUCUACCAUUGAAUGUUAAAAUUAUAAAUGUGAAAAAAACACCUGUUGUAAAGCUUGCAUUCAACAUGUUGUGACAUGGCCAGGAGGUAGAUUGAUACAUAUAGUCAACAUCAUCAUCACAGAAGAGAUAGAAGUAUCGUUAAUACGAAGCAGAAAUAGACUUGAUCUGACGAUGGCUGACUACUUGUGAGGUGUUGAAUACCCACAGUAAGACAAGCUUUGCCAGCACUGUCUGUGAUCUAUCUUCAACUUAAGUAUCGUUCCCGAUACAUGUGAAUACCGAAGGAGUGUAUCUGCCCCGUGUUAUGUCAGUGACAAAUGUGUCCGUCCUUAUUCAUUAUCUCACUGCAUCACUAGUUCUCUCACUACCAAACAGAUGUACCUAGACUUUCUGCUAAAUAAAACAAUUUCUUAAAAUA
Molecule: messenger RNA, 6429 nt
Organism: Ylistrum balloti
Lineage: Eukaryota; Metazoa; Mollusca; Bivalvia; Pectinida; Pectinidae
Product: collagen alpha-1(I) chain-like
Exons: 61
Coding region: 223-5322 (1699 amino acids)
Molecular function (GO): extracellular matrix structural constituent
Source: RefSeq, a predicted model, not a curated record